Caenorhabditis angaria is the source of this 1679-nucleotide messenger RNA. The record is from the annotation of a GenBank genome assembly. NCBI's taxonomy places the organism in Eukaryota, Metazoa, Nematoda, Chromadorea, Rhabditida, Rhabditidae.
AUGGAAAUUAUUGAAAAAUUCCUCGACAACGAAUGUUUGGUUUGUCAAAAUCCAUCAAAAGGAAUGCAUUUUGGAGCAAAUACUUGUAGAGCAUGCGCUGCUUUUUUCAGGUAACAUAAUUUCUCAUAAAAAAUUCUUGAUUAAAUAUUUUCAGAAGAGCUACAUUAUUAAAUUUGCAAUUUGAAUGCAUUAAAAAGAAUAAUAAUUGUAGUGGAGAUAAAAAACGAAGAUUUAUAUGUAAAUCUUGUCGAUUUUCGAAAUGUUUAGAAAUUGGAAUGACUUCGAAAAGUUUGUUAUUUCAAGAAUUCAAGAAAAAAACAAUUUUGCUUUUUUUUUUCAGAAGUUAAAAUAGAUUAUGAUCCAACAUUAUCAAUGAAACAAUUAUUUGAUGAUUAUUAUACAACAAGUGAAGAAUCAAAUACAAGUUCAUUAACAAAUUCACCAAGUUUUUCAAUAUCUGAAGAAGAAGCAGCCGAAAAUGAUAUGCUAUUCAAUUUUAUACCAAAAUCUUCGAAAAAACCAAUUGCAAUUAUUGAUUUUUCGGAUUUAACACAAAAAAUCGAAGUGAUAUUUGAUUCAAAAAAUGAAGAUGAUGGAAAAAAUGAGAUUUUUGAAAAAAGUUCUUCAAUAAUGAUCAAAAUAAAUGAGAUGGAAAUAUUUGAUAUGAUUAAUUUAUUGAAAAAUGUUAUAAUUAUCAAAUGGGCUCAGUGGAUCAAUUCAAUUUUUUGUGGAAAAUCAAUUGGAAAACAACAAAAAAUGCAAUUAUUUCGAAAUUCUUGGAAUAUUCUUCAUGUUUUUGAACGAUUACAAAUAACAUCGAAAUAUGAAGAAUUGCUCAAAACAAAUUCGAUUUUAAUUUCAAAUAAUUUAUUAUGGAUUUGUGGAAAAAGUCAUUAUAAUGUAUCAAGUAUUUCUGAAAUUACUAAUCGAUAUUUUUCAAAGUGAGUUUGCAGAAUUUUUCCAAAAAAAUGUUGCUUUUCGGGUCCUAAAAUAUUAAGUUACCCCUAGGCCGAGCUCUGGGCUCUUAAAAGUUCAUAGCUCCAUUUCAAAAUUAUUUUUAUAGGAAAUAAAGUUCCAGAUAUUGCUCAGCAUGAUCGAUUUACUAAAAGUACAUCGAUAAAAAACAUUUUUUCGAAAAAAAUUUUUUUUUCGGAUGAAAACCCUUUUUCCAAAAUCAAAAUUUUUUUCUGAAAAUUCAAUUUUUUCAUCGUUUUUUGGGUAAAUCGACUAUGCUGAGCAAUAUCUGAAACUUUAUUUCUUACAAAUAUUAUUUUGAAAUAGGUUCCCUUGUAAGUUAAAUAUUUGUUUUCAGAUUAUUCGAUCCAUAUCUUCAGAGAUUUAUUGAUGAAAUUGGUCAAAAAUUAUAUGAAAUUAAAAUAAGUGAUCAAGAAUUAAAAUUUUGUUUAAUUCAAUUAUUAGGAUAUGAUAAAAAUGAUUUAACUCAACAAACUAUUGAAAUUAUCGAAGAAUUGCAAGAUGAAAUUGCCAAUGAAAUGCAUCAUUUUUAUUCGAAUGAUUUAAAAUUAACUAAUUAUUCUUGUCGAUUAAUUAAGCUAUUAAAUAUUGUGAAAAAUAUGAAGAAAAUUAUGAACGAAAAAAAUAAAAUCAAGGAAUUAUUUUAUAUUUUCGAUAUUUUUCAUGCCGAUAUUUCAGAUAAUGAUUUUUUUGAUAUUUUUUAA